Molecule: messenger RNA, 936 nt
Organism: Enterospora canceri
Lineage: Eukaryota; Fungi; Microsporidia; Enterocytozoonidae
Source: the annotation of a GenBank genome assembly
AUGAGACGCAUUCAACUACUCCUUGAAGAAAACAGGAAACUGAGGGAGAUCAUUGAGAGGAAUGAGCUGGUGGAAUUCAGAAGCAAGUUGUACACAAAUCAGCUGAUUGAGACUGACUUGAAUGACUAUACGUAUCCUGAUUUAAUAAAACUAAUUGAGAAAUACAGUAACAGAAUUAAUGAGUUGGAGUGUAAUGAGGUGAAUGAGAAGGUGUAUCAACACAAAAUAGUGGAACAGGCAAAUGACAUUUUGGAGAUGAAGAACAGGAUGGAAGAGAAGGAGUUGGAAAUGAAAGAGAAGGAGGAGAUGAUUGAGAAGCAGAUUGGUGAAAUGAGGCAGAUGAGAGAGAGGGGUGAGAAAGAGAAGUACGAAAUGAGCAGGGCUGAAAAAGAGAAAAUGGAUGAGAUGGUGGAAAUGAGGCUGAGAUUGGAAGAAAUGGGUGAAAAGUGUAGGAGACAGGAGGAGGAGUUGAACAGGGUAAAAGAGGAGGAGAAUAAGCAGAAUAGCACAUUGGAGUUGGAUAGCACCCAGACGGCUAUUCAGACUAAACAGGUUCAACUGAGUGAUAUCAAGGAGGAGUACGACGAGUUGUACGAGAAAUACACGAAAUUGAAGGAUGAAUUUGAUAGAAUAAAGGGAGAGGAAGAGAGAGAGAUGAAGGUGCGUCUGAAUGAGGCAGAAACAGGGUACAAUGAGUUGAUUAAGCAGCAUCAGAGGAGUCAGGAUGCAAGUAGGGAGGCAAUUGAAGAAGUAGAAAGGGGAAUUAGACUUGUUUUGGAGGUGAAAGAGGAAGUGAAAUUGUGGGAGGAAUUGUACAGGAAAGUGGUAGGAGAAAAGGAGAUACUGGUGAAGGAAUUGAGUAGGAAAAAUGACAUGAUUGAAAAAUACAAAAUAAUCAAAGAGAAGUACGUGGAACUGAGGAACAAGAAGGAGUAA